CAGUGGUCUUCAGACAAAUCAUGAAAUCUUUUCUUGAACCUUUUCUCACACUAACACUUGAUCUAUGCAAUUCCAAUUUCAGCAAAGUAUCCUCCAUUAGCUGUAUCCUGCUUUUUCAAUGUAAGUCCGCCAAUUCCAAGUAGAUGCAUACUCGACCUUGGGAUCAGAUACUUGAAUUACAUGUGUGAUGCUGAUGAUAAAGUACUUUCUGAUGUAAUCAUGAGAGAUAACAAUAUUGAGACCAUACUACAUCUUCUAGACUUCAAAUUUAGAAACUCAUAUCAAGUAUUGCAAAUUGUGUUGAAAUUGUGCUAUGCCAAUUAUAAGGACGACAAAGGGAAGUUGAACAGUUACGAACCAUUUCCAAUUUUUUUUAAAGUUUUCAGGGAUACAUCUGACAAAUGGUUUAAAUUGAUGUCAAAAGAGCAUGAAACUGCUCUAGUAUCAUGCUGCCAAAUCUUGGAAUUACUGGCCACAGGAAACCAAGAAACAAAAAUCAAAUUUAUCGAGCAGAAUGGUAUAGAGAACAUUGCAUCAACACUUGAAAGGGACAAAAUCCCAAAUGAAUGUAAAAUGAUUUUCAUUCAUAUUUUAUCAAAGAUAAUAGGAUCAUCAAAACAAGUACAUGAUGAGAUUGCAGACUAUUGCCAAGGUCAACUUAUUAACCGGAUUGAAAAAGGGAUUCACAUUCUGGAUGACAGCAGAAGUAUUAAUAGCAUUGACAUCAACGAGCUGGAAGAGAGAAUAUGUGCUUUGGCUAAUCACCAAGUUGGUGGAAGAAUUACAUUUGGAGUGGCAAAGUCUGGAAAUAUUGUGGGGAUGCGUCUCACUCAAAAGGAUAGAGAUGAAUUCAGGCUGGGAUUCGACAAACUAAUCACUCAAAAUAUCAAGCCAAUGAUACUUCUUGACAGGACAAAAUUCACCUUUGCAUCAACAAGUGGAAUGCAUGAAGAUUUGUUUGUUGUCAACAUUGAUAUAAUUGGAAUGGAUUUAGGAAUUCACAGCACUCUUGAUGGCAGGUACAUGACGAUACAUAAUCAACUUGGGUACAUCACUGAGAUGUCGAUGAAUGAACUCAAAGACAUGGCAGCCUAUCGAGAGGAGAACAGAUAUCUAGAUGAGAUAGCGAUGCUAAAAUCUACUAUACAACGACUGAAAACUAACUGAUUAUUGGGGACUUGAACGAGUGUGUUCACCAACCAUUUAUUGUCUUGUUGUAACAUAUUCUUUCUUUUUCUGUAGUUCAGCUACAAAUAUAAAUUCGCAAAAAUAUUCUGUUUUGUAUUAAAUUUUGUAAGGCAGUCACCGACUAACAACUGAUAAUAAUAUCAUAUAAAUU
Molecule: messenger RNA, 1339 nt
Organism: Styela clava
Lineage: Eukaryota; Metazoa; Chordata; Ascidiacea; Stolidobranchia; Styelidae
Source: RefSeq, a predicted model, not a curated record